AUGUACCGGUGUCAUCCUACUGGGAAUACACCUACAGUAGACCUGACCUUGCGUCGGGCCCUCCAGCACGAGCUGGCGAAGUGCUCCCAUAACGUCAGUCUCUUGCGAGUUGUGGUUUGCGCUAGUGCAAUCUGGACGGAGGGCGAGCCGCCAAUGGAGGGGCUGCGGAGCGUGCUUAUGGGCGUCCUUGUUUUGGCCUCACUCCUUAAUGGCGGUUCCUGCAUAACUCUAGACCAAGUAGCCAGCAUGGUCCCAGGCGGCAAUCUUAAUGCAAUCUCCACGCUGAAUCUCAGCUCUCGGGGGCUUACCGGUGCUCUUCCUCCUGAACUGGGUCUCCUGCAAAAUCUCAUUGUUCUUGACCUGUCAGACAACCAGCUCUCAGGGCCCAUUCCCCCUGAGCUAGGCAACCUUGCCGGACUUCAGAAACUGUGGCUCCAUAUCAAUAAACUUUCAGGGGCCAUUCCCCGCACCCUGGGCGGGCUUGGAUCCCUCAAAUCACUGGCACUCUUUAACAACAGCCUCUCUGGAGGGAUCCCUGCGGAGCUCGGCCAACUGGCAAACCUGGAGUACUUCGACGUAGGUAACAAUCUUUUGUCGGGAGUCCUUCCGGCCACGUUGGCCCAAAUCCCUGUUCUGUCCUGGCUAGCCGUUUUCAACAACCAGCUAUCAGGUGCAUUUCCUCCAGCCGUCGCCGCCUCACCCUCUCUAGUAAUCGCCGACUUGUCAAGGAAUAGCUUUUCGGGGGGGAUCCCUGUCGAGUUUGGGAGCGCAACUGCGCUGGAGGAGCUAUAUCUGUGGAACAACAGUCUGUCAGGUCCCAUUCCGCCCCAACUUGGAAACCUCACGCGACUACGGAUAUUGAGUCUUUCAACGAACCCGCUCUCGGGCUCCAUUCCUCCCGCAUUGGGUGGCGCAACUGCUCUGGAGGUGUUGUACCUUUAUAACAACAAUCUGUCGGGUCCCAUUCCUCCCCAAGUGGGAAAUUUCCCACGACUCCGGAAACUGGAUCUUGGAAGCAACCGGCUCUCGGGCGCCAUUCCUCCGGCACUAGGCGGGCUCACCCGAUUGACCUACCUCAGCCUGUUUGACAACUCUCUUACGGGCCCGAUCCCUCCGGAGCUGGGCUCUCUCACCAGGCUGCAGUACCUGUAUCUCUCCUUCAAUUACAUUUCCGGGCGCAUUCCCCCCUCCCUGGGCAGCCUUGCCAGUCUUGUAGAACUCGACCUGAGGGCAUACGAGUAUAGCAGCCCCACCCUGUCCGGCCCCAUUCCCCCAGAGCUCGGCCGCCUGUCCAAUCUCCGUUACCUGGGGUUAUCCUGGAACUCGCUGAACGGCACAAUUCCCCAUGAAUUGGGGGAGGCGCGAAGCCUCCAAUAUCUGCGCCUGGAAUGGACCAGGCUGUCGGGGGCGAUUCCGGAUGCGCUGGGAAACCUCCAAAACCUGCUCUACAUCAACAUAACACGAGCGAGCUUGAUGGGGCCGAUCCCCUCGGGGCUCGGACGGCUUUCUGCGCUGAAGAGCCUGGACCUGUCUAGAAACUCAUUGACGGGGCCCAUUCCCCCGGAACUUGGCAACCUAGCCAACCUGGAAGAACUGCUCCUGGGGAACAACUUUGGGAUCUCGGGUACGAUUCCCUUGGAGCUGGGCAGGCUUACCAAACUGAGGCGACUCAAUCUGGAGAGUGCUAACCUUUCCGGGCCGAUCCCCCCUGAACUUGGGAAUCUUGCCAAUAUGGAGCUCCUUGAGUUAGAAAGCUUCUCGGACGGCCGCACGUUGGGGCCCAUACCCCACGAGCUUGGCCGCCUCGCGCGGUUGACCCAUUUGGACCUUGAGAACAGCCGCGGCUUCUCAGGUGAGAUCCCGGAAGAGUUUGCCGCGCUGACCAGGCUCUCAUACCUGAACCUUCGGGGGUGCAACCUGACCGGGCGGAUUCCCCCCUGGUUUGGGGGUCUAACCAGCCUAACCGAGCUUGACCUCUCAGUGAACAACUUGACCGGGCCCAUUCCCUCGGAGCUGACGGGACUCACCCAGCUGACGUCACUGUCGCUAGCGCGCAACAAUCUGUCCGGACCCAUCCCCUCUCAGCUAGGUUCCCUUGUCAACCUAACAUCGCUAUCGAUCUACCAAAACAGCCUGUCUGGAGAGAUCCCCGCCGGCCUGGGUAACCUUGUGCAAUUGACAGAAUUGUAUUUCUUCAAGAACCGCCUAAGUGGGGGGAUCCCUGCGGAGCUGGGCCGCAUGACCAAGCUUAGAUACAUAGACCUGUCCAUUAAUAGCCUGACUGGGCGGAUCCCAGGGGAGCUCGGGGCCCUAGGCGGUCCAGUUAGUAGUGGCUCUUUCUCGCUUGAUCUGGGUAGCAACCGGUUGUCUGGGGAGAUCCCCCCCGAGCUGUUCCGCGCGCCUUUCGGGAUGUACUACCUCGACCUGUCCAACAACAGCCUGUCCGGGGCGAUUCCGGCGGAGAUUGCCAACAUCAAGUCUUUGGAAACGUUCCGGCUGUCCUCCAAUAACCUAACCGGGGAAAUUCCCCGGAGUCUUGGGAAGAAUCGCGGCCUCCGCGAGAUCGACCUCUCGGACAACCGGUUGUCGGGGCCUCUGCCGCCGGAGCUUGCCACAUUGGACUUCUGCAAAGUCUUCCGGGUUUCGAACAACAGCCUGACGGGGCCUAUUCCCCCGACCUACGCGAGGCGCCAAGACGGCUAUCGCAGCGCCGGCCUUGGGAACUCGGAAUUCGCCGUGGCGCACAACAUGCUUUCCGGCCCGCUCCCGUCUAACAUGUGCGUCUGGGACUUGGACGUCUCGUACAACGCUCUCUCCGGGCCUGUUCCCACCGACAUCGCCACCUGCGUCUACGGCAACUUGGACUUGAGUGGGAAUGCGUUCACUGGCUCGCCGGCGGAGCCACGUGUCCGAAUGCCCCUUGUUUUGGGGAUCGACUACCCCCUUCCAAACUGGAUGCCCAACGCCACCAACCUGACAGCCCUUCGCCUGGGUGUGAAUAACCCCCCGGUCACGUCAGUCGACCUGUCGCUGGUCCCCCCCGGAUGUAAACUGGUCACGAUCUUGGGCCCCGCCCCCCAGUUGCGCGACAUCCGCUUCUGGCGGGGCUGCUCCGACGGCUGCGCGGUGAACCUCAUCGGCACCGGGGCGAAACUCUCGCAGCGCACUCGGAAGGAGGCAUGUCUCGGGAAGAUCUCGCUCUUUUUGGAGGGGAACUCCCCGAUAGCCGUCGUUCCGCAGCUCACGACGGGCAGUACUACGCCCGAACUCCCCUACCUGUUCAACGCCCAAGGGGUGUACUGGUUCCAAAACGACACCGACUUCGUGGACAAGAUCGACCUCGGCCCGGGGGGCCUGGCCUACACCGGGGUCUCCUUCAGCCGCGUCCAGGACGGGAACCUCUGCCAAAACCCCGAGGCGAAGUACAUCGUCGCGGCCACGUGGGGCGCGUUCACAUUGGCUCUGCUCGUGGGGGGGAUGGCCAUCGCGCUCGAGUCGCGGCUGAUGCCCCAAAGUGGGGGGGACAGCUGGCUGAGCAAACGGCCCAUCCUGGCAAAACUUUUCGAGGUUUCAUCGUAUCUCGGGGGGAUCAUCACGGCGGUUGCCGCGUACGUGGACCUGUACUUUGACGUCGCCGUGCUGCGGGACGUGUGGGGCGUGUGGCCCAUGUGGGUUCUCCUCUCGUCCAUCGUGGGCCCCUUUCUGCUUUUGGGGUACUACGCGGCCGACGCCUGGGCGGCCGGGGGGGGUAUUUUCAGCCUGCCGGCCUGCCCCUCCUUCCGGUGGGUUUGGCCCGCCUCCCUAUCUGGGAAAACAUGGGAGCCGAGCCUGCAAGUGGCGCCCCCCACUGGGAAACUACACUGGGCGCGAGCGCUUCGUCUGUGGCCGGUUGCCGUGCUGCGCCUUCCGGUCUUUGAAUAA
Messenger RNA from Klebsormidium nitens, 3921 nucleotides. Lineage: Eukaryota; Viridiplantae; Streptophyta; Klebsormidiophyceae; Klebsormidiales; Klebsormidiaceae. The record is from the annotation of a GenBank genome assembly.